This is a messenger RNA of Cornus florida, 609 nucleotides long. Its product is annotated as putative F-box protein At1g47790. The transcript has a single exon. The coding region runs from base 1 to 609 and encodes 202 amino acids. NCBI's taxonomy places the organism in Eukaryota, Viridiplantae, Streptophyta, Magnoliopsida, Cornales, Cornaceae. The record is from RefSeq and is a predicted model, not a curated record. Gene Ontology annotation, molecular function: protein binding.
AUGAUGAAGAAGAAGGGAAAGGAAAAUAAUGGGUUUUCUCUUCCGCAAGGAAAUAACGGGGUCUCUCUUCCGCAAGAGAUUAUUUUUGAGAUACUGAAAGAAAUUCCGGCGAAAAUAUUAUUCAGAUUCAGGUGUGUUUCCAAACUCUGGCUCUCCAUAAUUGAUGAUCCACUCUUCGUUGAGUCCCACCACAAUCGGUCAAUCAAUCGGCCCGACGGCAUCAACCUUCUACUCCUGAAAUCACCAACAUCAUAUAUAUAUCAUGUGGAUAGCCAAUUCUACUCCAUAGAUCCAGAAGGCAGGUCAUUCCUUCACCUUCAAUCACUCGAAUCACUUCAUGACACAGCAGAUUUCUUGCCUUCUCCUUUGUAUUCCGUCAAGAGCUUGAUCUGUUUUCAUAACUGCAUAUGGAACCCUAGCACCAGGGAAAUCCAAGAAAUCCCACCCAUUAGGAGAAGGAGUCCAACUUUCUCCUUCCCAGGAGGAGACAAUUCAUUGAGAGUUGUAUCCUUGAACCUUUUAUGGUUUAAACCAGCUGCUUCCGGCAGGAAACACAAAGUCCUCAAACAUUAUCAAACAGAUCAAAACCGAUCUAGUCCAUAUUCCUGA